This is a messenger RNA of Strongylocentrotus purpuratus (purple sea urchin), 3984 nucleotides long. RefSeq lists its product as uncharacterized. The record is from RefSeq and is a predicted model, not a curated record. The coding region runs from base 1 to 3984 and encodes 1327 amino acids. Lineage: Eukaryota; Metazoa; Echinodermata; Echinoidea; Camarodonta; Strongylocentrotidae. Gene Ontology annotation, molecular function: nucleic acid binding; aspartic-type endopeptidase activity. Gene Ontology annotation, biological process: proteolysis; DNA integration. The transcript has a single exon.
AUGAGACAAGGCCAAAGGUGUAAAUUCUAUCACCAUCCAUUGCUGCACCUGGAGUGGGUACCGAGGCAAGAUGAUAGUUUGGAGCAAACCCAACGAGGCCAAGUGGGAGUCGCUACAGUUGUAGCUAAGGAGUCUCUUCUACCCAUUGUUUUGGCAGAGGUCUUAGGAUGCAAUGGUGAUAUGAAGGAGGGAAACGUGUUGCUAGACUCUGGUGCCCAGAUAAGCCUUAUCCGGCAGGAGUUAGCAACAGAGCUGCAGUUAGAGGGCACACCUACAACCAUUACCAUUUGCAAGAUUGGAGAUGAGCAGGAGCUUCUGCACACUAACGUCUACAAAGUGCUAGUAAGAGGGAAAGGUGAAGGUGGCAAGGCUUUUACUGUGUCAGCCAUAGGAAUUCCGUGCAUUAGCGAGCAUGUACAGGCUAUCAACUUGGACGAUCUAGCAAGGAAGUUUCGCAUAAAACGGAAGGAUCUACAUAGAAGUAGUGGACCUGUGGACAUUUUGAUAGGAGUUGACCACACAAGGUUUCAUUGCGGUGAAACCAGGGAAGUUGGCAACUUCAUUGCUAGAAAGUCGAGGAUAGGAUGGGUUAUCUUUGGAGCAACACGUGGUGACAGAGUGCAUAGCAGUGCAGUACUGCAUGUAAAGUUAGCAGCACCUGUAGAUUUGACGGACUUUUGGUCAGUUGAGACAGAGGGAGUGAGGCCUGAAGGAUGCCAGUGUAUAGAGAGCAGACUCACUAGACAAGAGGUGAUAGAAGAACAGGUGAUCAGGUCCUCAGCUCACAAGAUUGGAAAGCAGUGGCAGAUAGCCUACCCUUGGCAACGAGAUCCCGAGAUGUUGCCUGACAAUAAGUGGCAAGCAGAGAAGGUGCUUCAGUCCACCGAGAAGAGGCUUGCCCGGAAUCCUGAGCACGCUAAAGCUUAUGACCAACAGAUCCAGGAAAUGGAGGAUAUGGGGUUUGCCAGGAAGCUUUCACCCCAAGAGAUGGAGUGCCAUGAAGGGCCAGUACAUUAUAUCUCCCAUCAUGCUGUUGUGAGGGCUGAAAAAAAGAGUACUCCAAUCCGGAUAGUAUUCAACUCAUCAGCAUCGUUCCAAGGCCAUAGUUUAAACGAGUACUGGAUGAAAGGGCCUGACCUCUUGAACAGUCUACCUGGAGUGUUGUUAAGAUUCAGGGAGAAGUACAUCGCCAUAUGUGCAGAUAUCUCCAAGAUGUACCACAGGGUGCUCAUACCGGAGAGUGACCAACAUGUGCACAGGUUUCUUUGGAGAAACAUGGAUGUCAGUAGAAGGCCAGACGUAUACAUCAUGAAGGUAGUAACCUUUGGAGAUAAACCGGCAGCAGCAAUGGCGCAGAUUGCUCUCAAGAUGACUGCUGAGCAGGGGGAGAGUAAAUACCCAGAAGCAGCCAAUGUACUCAAGAGGAAUGUGUACAUGGACGAUAUUUGUGACUCCGUGGAGACGCUUUCUAAAGCAGAGACGCUCACUGGCGAUAUAGAUGAGGUACUUUCAAAUGGUGGCUUUAAAGUGAAGGGAUGGUUAUCAAAUAAACCAUUGCAUGGAGACAACAAGGAAGGAGAAAUGAAGCUGCUAGAAGCCCUUGCUGAAGAGAAAGUGUUGGGUGUCGUGUGGGACAAGAAAGACGAUGUGUUCUCAUACAGAGUAAAGUUCCGUGAAGGAGUGAUGCCUUCAGCCAAUGAAGGAGAGAGCCGUCUGAAACUCACCAAGAGGAAGAUUCUAAGCCAGGUAGCCCGCGUCUUUGAUCCCAUUGGCUUUGCAGCUCCGAUCAUCGCACGUGCUAAGAUGGGUCUACAGAGGCUAUGGCAGAUGGGUCUUGGAUGGGACGAUCCAUUACCAGAGAAAGAGCAAACUGAGUGGACUAAGUUGUUUGAGGAGAUGACUUUGCUCAACAAUGUCAAACUGAGGAGAUGUCUUACACCACAAGAUGCAAGAGGCAAGCCAGUUCUGUGCAUUUUCAGUGAUGCUUCAGAAAGUGCAUAUGGUACAUGUGCGUACCUUAGAUGGCGGACUGAUGACAAUAAGUAUGAGGUGCGGUUUGUGGCAGCUAAGUCAAAGGUAGCACCACUCAAGACUUUGACGAUGCCUCGUCUCGAACUUCAAGCAGCAGUAGUAGCCGCGAGACUUUACAAGGCAAUCAGCGAGGAGAUAAGGCUGGAGAUAGAGAAGGUGGUUUUCUUCGUUGACAGCAUGAUUGUUUUCCACUGGAUCAAGUCGCCUGCGAGAAGCUUCAAGGCGUUUGUGUCAAGCAGAGUGGGGGAAAUUCAGAGUUUAACAGAUCCCUCACAGUGGAAGCACAUCCCAGGAACAAUGAAUGCCGCUGAUGAUGUGUCAAGAGGAGUAACUGUUGACAAACUGGCUGAAGUGUGGAAGCAUGGCCCUAGCUUUCUCUACACUGAUGAAUCAGAAUGGCCAGUAGAUGAGCCCGAGGCAGAUCAGCGGGCUGUUGAUAGUGAGCAGAGGAAGUCUCCGGCAGUAUUCUCAGUACAUGAGACAAGUGAAUUGCUAGAGUGCAAGAAGUUCUCUAAAUGGAGAAAAUUACUGAGAGUGACAGCCUACGUGAUGAGAUUUGUUAAUAUCUUGAAGUCCAGAAUCCAUAAGGGGCCUCUACCCGACGAGAAGACGACUCUAACUACCACUGAGUUAGAGAGAGCUGAGAUGUAUUGGAUAAAGGUAGCCCAGGAGAGAAUCAAGCCACACUUCAAGAAGGGAGACUUCAAGGUGCUCACUCCUUUCAUCGAUGAGGAAGGGGUGAUCAGAGUUGGUGGUAGAGUGGGAAACAUGGACAUAUCAUAUGAAGCUAAGCAUCCUGUUCUACUCCCAUAUGACCAUGGUAUUUCACUUCUGAUCACUAGGUACAUGCAUGAAUCAGGUCACCAUGGUGUAGCAGCGACGACAGCCAGGACAAGAAAGAGGUUCUGGAUCCUGAAGGGACACCGGCUUGCUAAGUCGGUAAAGCACCGCUGCGUGGUAUGCAGAGCAGCAGCAUGCCAGGCAGAGAUACAGCAGAUGGCCAGCCUACCAAGCAUCCGAGUAGCUCCGUUCACGCCGCCGUUUCAUUUUACGUCGUGUGAUUACUUCGGCCCAUAUCACGUGAAAGUUAGUCGAAACAAGAAAGCGAAGCACUAUGGCGUGAUUUUUACUUGUUUGAAUACAAGAGCGGUUCACCUUGAGCUAGCAGUAGAUUGUUCAACGCAAGAGUUUCUGCAGGUUCUCAGAAGGUUUUUCGCGAUUAGAGGUCACCCUAAGGUCAUCAUGAGCGACAACGGUACUCAGUUUGUGGGUGCCAAGCGUGAGUUACGAGAGAUGGUGAAAGGGUGGGAUGAUGUGCAGCUUCGAGAUUUUUGUGCAGAGAUAGGAGUUGAAUGGCAGUUCACCACGCCAUUAGCUCCACAUCAGAAUGGAUGUGCCGAGGCACUUGUUAAAAGUUGUAAGUUUGCUCUACACAAAGCAGUAGGUAGUCAGUGUUUAACACCCUUUGAGCUGUACACAUGUUUAGUUGAGAUAGCAAACCUAGUAAACCAGCGACCCAUUGGUAGGAUACCGAAUGAUCCAGAUGAUGGAAGUUAUGUCAGUCCUAAUGAUAUGUUGUUAGGAAGAGCGUCGCGAAGCGUACCCCAAGGUCCGUUUAGGGAGACAGAGAAUCCGCGUCAUCGCGUCGAGUUCGUACAGCGUAUAGUAGAUUCGUUCUGGAGACGCUGGUCUCGAGAUGUUCUUCCGCUCCUCGUGCCUAGCAAGAAGUGGAACACAGAGCGUCGUAAUGUACGCGUGGGGGACGUCGUCAUGACCGCAGAAGCAAACGCGGUACGUGGAAAGUGGACAAUUGCCAGGGUGAUACAAGUGUAUCCUGGUGCUGAUGGUAGAGUUAGGAACGUACAGUUGAAAACAGCGGUGGGCAUAUAUCGCAGACCAGUUACGAAGAUAGCGGUUAUUUAUCCCACUGAAGGCUACGAUGAGAGCGUAUAG